UCUUUACGACGACUAUGACCUGAUCGAACCCCCUGUCAACUUCAAUAUGGAUGAUGAAAUUGCAAAUAGGAGUGAGGAACUACUGCGAGAUAUGUAUGGAAGGACGGUGUCUCUUCUUAGGAGUCACCAUGCGGCUUUGUUCAAAGCAGUGAAGGUUCUUCUGAAUCAAAAGGAGAUCAAUGGAGAGGAAAUUGACUUCAUUUUAAACAUGUACCCUCCUCAAACUCCAUUGAAUCUUGUUUUGGAAGAGGAAAACCCAGGCAAUCUUGCUUUCAUCAAACAGGAACAGGCAGAGGAACAAGAGCAGUUACUGCUAACUCGUUCGACACCAGAAACACUUUGA
Hibiscus syriacus is the source of this 343-nucleotide messenger RNA. Its product is annotated as probable inactive ATP-dependent zinc metalloprotease FTSHI 1, chloroplastic. NCBI's taxonomy places the organism in Eukaryota, Viridiplantae, Streptophyta, Magnoliopsida, Malvales, Malvaceae. The record is from RefSeq and is a predicted model, not a curated record. Bases 47 to 343 code for a protein of 98 amino acids. Gene Ontology annotation, biological process: proteolysis. The transcript is spliced from 2 exons. Gene Ontology annotation, molecular function: metalloendopeptidase activity; ATP-dependent peptidase activity; ATP binding.